Molecule: messenger RNA, 1248 nt
Organism: Ramularia collo-cygni
Lineage: Eukaryota; Fungi; Ascomycota; Dothideomycetes; Mycosphaerellales; Mycosphaerellaceae
Product: related to PH domain protein
Exons: 1
Coding region: 1-1248 (415 amino acids)
Source: RefSeq, a predicted model, not a curated record
AUGGACGCCUCCCAGACCCGCACGCAGCCGCGACCCAUUGUCCAGACGACCGCGCCGCCACAGAGCUUAACGCUGGACGUGCGCUCGCCGGUGGGCGUCAAUGGUAGCUACGAUUUCGACAAGAUUGUCAAGGCCGGCCCACUGCUCAAACGCACUCGCAAGACGAAGAACUGGAAGCCGGUUUACAUCGUCCUGCGCCCCAAUAUCAUCUCCAUCUACAAACACCAAGACGAGUCCAAACUGCGUCACCAACUCAAUCUCUGCGACGUGACGGCCGUUGCGCGCCAGAGAGAUCCCAAGAGGCGUGACAAACAUGUUUUUGGCCUGUUCUCGCCCUCGCGCAACUUCCAUCUCGAAGCGGCGUCGGAAGAAGAGGCGCAGGCAUGGGUAGAGGCGAUUCGAAGGGAGUCGCGUAUGGAUAUGCAAGAGGAUGAGAUGUUUUUGGCAAGUCCGGGCGGUGCGAAUGCUUCCUACAGGGGCUUCGAGAGGAGCAUCGACGCCAACAUAAGUCCUCUGGCCGACGAUCGGGCUGCAGGGUACAGCUCCUCCGAUGCCGACGCAUACUCGCAAAGCCAGUCACUGCCGAAACGGAAUCAUCGUGCCAGUGUGGCCAUGGCCAAUCGUCAGGCUUCCCACGCUGACUACUCCGGUGCCGAGCAUGGCUCAUAUUCAGACUUCUCUGACUCCGCCCUGGGUCCGACAGCUCGCAUGUCUGCUCUUUCCCUCUCACAUACCGACGCCCGACCCCCAACAGGCGGCCCAGCACCACCGCCCGCGAGCUCUGUUUAUGGUUCAGCAGCUGGUCGACCUCCCGCAGGGACCAGGAACCCGAGUCAGCUGUCUGGCAUUGCCCUCGGCUUGGAGGAUCACAAGCUGGGUGAGAAUCGGAAAUCUUCUCGCGCUUCCGACGAUGAGCGCGUAAUGUGUCACGGCUGGAUACACCUAUUAAAGUCCACCUCUGGAGUGAGACAAUGGAAGAAAGUUUGGAUGGUCCUCCGACCCAAAGGCCUUGUAGUUUACAAGACUGAGGAAGAGUACACGGCGAUGAUCGUGCUCCCAUUUGCUAGUAUAAUCGAUGCUGUGGAGAUUGACGCCAUCUCUAAGAGCAAGAGGUCCUGUAUGCAGGUCAUUAGCGAGGAGCGCAACUAUCGGUUUUGUGCUUUCGAUGAGGAAAGUUUGGCGAAAUGGCUGGGGGCUUUCAAGAGCUUACUUUCGAAGCGGAAGACGAAACCGAGUGUUUCGACGUGA